AUGUCGGAAGCUACUGGAAUGAUUGCAUUGCAACUUGAGAGUGCUGACACGCUCUCAGUUAAGAUAAAUGCAAUAACAUUCGGUCUUAUUGCGAAGCUUCUUUUAUCCAAGAAUGUUGUUGAAAUUAUUAGCGGAAUUCUUGAAAAUUUACUAAUUGGCCUGAUACAACCAGACGAAGCCAUAAAAUCUAUAGGUGAAAUACUCAAAAACUAUCAUGCAGUGAAUCAAAUUUGGCGCGCAUUGACAGAUCGCAAGUCAAUUCGAAUGUCUCGUUUAUAUAACGACUUAGAGCAAAUAAUUCGACGGUUACUUGAAAAUGGCGUACCAGAAUACUACAUUAUAUCAUUUUUGUCCACAAUAAUCAACGCAACUCAACAUAAUGUAAGGAGAGUUGAUUUAAUUUCGUUAAUUCUUAGUUAUAAGUUUCUAAGGAAAUAUCAAAACAUAUCUAUUACAUAUUUACUAGUAAAUGGCCUACGCAUCGCCUCAAGAAUUCAUCCAAAUCCGAUGUUCGAUAAGGUACAUCCUGUUUUUAACGUCAGAAACCUCAUCGUCGAUCCAGAAGUGACUCCUCUACCACCUCCUUCAAUCAGAUAUCGUCCAAAAGAAAAAACAGAUCUUUCAACAAGCCAAAACGACUCGGAAGAAGAAGAGGAGGAGAUAAUUGGCCACUCUUACGUCCCAACAGAGUUUUUCAUCAGCCCUCUCCCAUCGACAUUUAUCUUGAACACUUACGCAAAAUCCACUCGUGUCGGAAGUGAAGGUGGAGAUACAGGAAAGAUGUCCGAGUUUGAGAGAUUCUACUCAUAUAUCAAAUGCUACGCCUCAUCUAUGUUCGAAUUGUUCGUUACAGCAGAUAUCUCAUAUUACGCUAACUCUCAUAUCAAAACAAACUCCAGAAUUCUACAAUACAACGCCAUAAACGAUCUCUACGCCAUUGAAGCACCUUCCAUCCUCAAAUACGUUAGGCAAUCUGGAGAUUCAAAAUUUGUGAAAAUCAGAUGUGCCGAAAAUAUCUUACGAUACGCUAUUUAUAGAUACAGAGUUCAAGAGAAGGUCAAAGCGUUCUCAGAUGUCUAUCCAGUCCUUGACGAACUUCCUUCCAUCAAUUUUUCCCAAAAAAGUGAACCAACGAUCAUUGAUUUCAACAUUUCCAGGUCAAACAUAUGUUUCUUACUCGGAGAGAUCUCAGUCAGCCACCUCCGUGUCCUCAAUAAGUUCAUAAAUACAGUACUUCCCAUUUUUACUCUCUCAAAAUCAGAAAUCGGAACUUUUAUCGUCAACGAAUACCUCGCAAAUGCUCUUUAUUACUUCGCGAGAUCAAGUGACGAACUCGACGAGCUCCUGGCAACUCCAAAGGGCGUGGAACCAUCACUACAAGCAAUUGUCGAUGCCGCUGUUUUCGAAGUUGAAUCAAAGUGUUCAAAUGUUGUCAAAAGUGAAGUGGCCACUUUUCUUGACAGUUUCUUUGGCAAGUUCAUAAGGAAUGGCGAUGACUUCUACACAAUGGUUGAUGAAGCAAUUGCGAAAUUCGGUUCUAAAACUGAUAAUUUCUUCAGAUUAGUUUGCGACAUUGAAAAAUUGACCGCAAUCGUUGAGAAGUUCUUCAAUGACAAGAACAGCCAAACAUUCAUCAAAGUUGCAAAGAUGUACAGCAAAGCAAGUGGAAUUAACGCAAGAGAAAUGGUUAAUUCAAGAAUUCCUUUAAUGACGAAGUACUUGACACGUGCAAGUAUAAUUAAUAGAUUGUUGAGAAUAGAUAUCAAUGGUUCUGAGAAUAAGGCAAAGAUAUUCUUCGCAUAG
This is a messenger RNA of Trichomonas vaginalis G3, 1803 nucleotides long. RefSeq lists its product as uncharacterized. The transcript has a single exon. The record is from RefSeq and is a predicted model, not a curated record. Bases 1 to 1803 code for a protein of 600 amino acids. NCBI's taxonomy places the organism in Eukaryota, Parabasalia, Trichomonadida, Trichomonadidae.